AUGUCUAGUAAAGGUACUGCUAAGAAGCAUUCUAUGGACAUUCCGCAUGUGGCGGCAGUAGAGUUACCUCUUGUUGUUAAGGAUGAAGAGAGGGCUAUUUCGAUGAUUGGUGGGAAAUCUAAAAUAUCUAAUGCUAUCAAUAAUAGCUAUAUACAAAACCAUCCAGCUAGUGGAUCUUCUAUUGUACCCGAUGAGAAUAUAUUGGAAUUGAGAUUGAGGAAUGAUCCAUUCCACCAUCCAUUACAAUCAUUAGUGACCAACCGUGAAAGGGUUUUGCUUAAAGUUUCAAUUCCUAAGAAAAGUUUACCCAAAGAUUACUAUGAAGAUCCUUCAAAAUAUACAAUCCAAGAAUUGAUUGAAGAAAAUAAGAAUCAAAAUGGACCUAACCAUAAGGUUUUACCUGUUGCGAUUAUCAAUAAGACUUUUUCUUUCAAAACAAUGACUGAUUUUCAAGUACUGACCAAAAAUAAUACAUUAGUUCAAGAAUUUAAUGAUCUAACAGGAUCAAAAGCAUAUGAUGAUGUUUCCAAAUAUUUCAACAACCAUUCUAACAUGACUGAUAUCUCAGAUUAUAAAGAGCCAUCAUCUUAUGAAAAUAAAGAUCAUCAAUUACCCCCACCCCCAGUGUUCAGUAACGUUAGGUUACCUUUUAGUUAUAAAUACCAAAGAAAUCCCUACACAUUGGUUUUGAAAGAUGAAAAUGGAGAAACUAAAUUAGUACAAAAGAAGAAUGAUCGUAAAAUUCAUACCAAAAUAAUUGAAUUCAAUGAAUUAGACGUACCUAAAGAGCCAGCACCGGAAUUGAUUGAAAAAUAUGAAUCCCUUAUGAAGUCUGAUUUGUCACAGGAUGAAUCUUCCAAAACCUUAAUCCAAUGUAUUCAUUGGUUGAAAAAAUUAUUUGAUAUUAAACCAUUUUGGUUAAGAAAACAUUUAAAAGAUAUUCUACCUCCACAGUUUACGAGAUACUUAAAACCAGCAUUGCCCUUUGUUACAUAUAUAUAUAAAAGUGGUCCAUGGCGAUUCUGUCAUGUUAAAUAUGGUGUUGAUCCAAAAUAUGAUAAAAAAAACUGGAAAUAUCAAAUUGAGUAUUUCAGAGUUGCUAGUUUAAGUUUUGAUGCCCAUAAACAACGUAAAUCUGAAAGAAUUCUACCAUUAACUAUCAAGGAAAAAGAUCCAAGAUCGGAUUUAAAGGUUUCUGACUAUUUAUUAUUUACUGGUUAUAAAUUACCUCAAACUAUUACUUAUCAAUUAGGUGAUAUGAUAGAUGAAGAUAUUCUUGAUGUUGUCUCAAACACACCAGAAACAAAGUUUUUUAGAGAUGUGAUUGAUUUCCAAGAUGGCUGGAUUAAUAAACAAACUAUAGAGACUAUAAGAAGAAUUGUUCGUUAUAAAUUAGCUCAGUUAGUAAAAGAUGAACCAGUGGAUCCGGCAAGAAUAUCUAAAAUUGUGAAUCAAGAUUACGUUGAGAAUAAUGAUGAUAUGGAAGUUGACCUGGACAACGCAUCCAAAGAUAUUGAACAGGAAGAACAGGACGAUCAAGAUGAACAGGAUGAUGACCAAGACGAAGGUCAAGACGACCAAACUACUCAGGAUAUUCAAGAUCAAGACGAUUUGAAUAUUUCCGAGGACACUGUCAUGAGCAGAAUCGAUAAGUUGGAUCCAGAAACUGCUUAUAAACUAAAAGACUUGGUAUCUUUUGUUAAACAAGACUCAUUAGCAUAA
Molecule: messenger RNA, 1722 nt
Organism: Hyphopichia burtonii NRRL Y-1933
Lineage: Eukaryota; Fungi; Ascomycota; Pichiomycetes; Serinales; Debaryomycetaceae
Product: transcription factor TFIIIC subunit
Exons: 1
Coding region: 1-1722 (573 amino acids)
Biological process (GO): transcription initiation at RNA polymerase III promoter
Cellular component (GO): transcription factor TFIIIC complex
Source: RefSeq, a predicted model, not a curated record